Ostrinia furnacalis (Asian corn borer) is the source of this 408-nucleotide messenger RNA. Its product is annotated as kinesin-like protein Klp98A. The record is from RefSeq and is a predicted model, not a curated record. Gene Ontology annotation, molecular function: microtubule binding; ATP binding; microtubule motor activity. The transcript is spliced from 4 exons. Gene Ontology annotation, biological process: microtubule-based movement. Bases 124 to 408 code for a protein of 94 amino acids. NCBI's taxonomy places the organism in Eukaryota, Metazoa, Arthropoda, Insecta, Lepidoptera, Crambidae.
UUGCAAUCUGUCACAAAAGUGUCAAGCAAAUUAAAAUGUCAACUUGCUUUGUGGUGUCGUAUUUGUGUGUUUAGAUGUAAUUUUUAAUAAAAAAUAAUUAUACUGACAAUAUAAUGUUCGACAAUGGCUUCGGUAAAAGUGGCUGUAAGGGUUCGCCCAUUCAAUCAAAGGGAAAAGGACAUGGGUGCCAAACUCAUUGUCCAGAUGGAUGCCAAGAAGACAAGGCUUCUUACAGUAAAAAAUAGCAAAGAGCAAAAUGACGGCGGGCGGGAGAAGUUCAAGGACUUCACGUUCGAUCACUCGUACUGGUCGUACGACGCCGACGACAAACACUAUGCGUCACAAGAGCAGGUGUCUGAAGCGAUGGAAACCGCAGUGCCGCCCAAGGCCGGUGUCGCCGCGGGCUGA